UUUUAGCGCCAUCUAUUACUAAACAUAAAUAAUAUCAAAGGUAUUGAAAUAAAUAAUAUCAAAGGUAUAUUAAAUGAAAUAAUUAGUUGAAAAAUAUUUUUUUAUAAAAUUUAUCUAAUAUUUUAAAUAUAAUAUUUUAUAAAAAGAUUAAAAAUUAAUUAAUAGAAAAAUGAGAUUGAAUAUAAUAUAUUUUAAAAGUAGACAUCAUGCAAAAGCAGCUCAAAAUGAAAAAAAAGUACCAUUUAAAGAAAUUAUACCUUUACAUUUAAAAAAUUCAGUUAAAGGAGGUACAAAAAAUAUCACAGAAAAUAAAUGUUUAUUUGAAAUGUCACUUUUAUUUGGAUGUUGGAAAGAAAAUGCAUUUGAUAGUAAUGUAUGUGAGAAGUUUGUUAAAAAUUUAAAUAAUUGUUAUAAAAACUAUUUAGAAAAUGCAGUUAUACAAAAGAAACUACGAGCAGUUGAUGUUCCUACUCCUAAUAGUAAAACACUUACAAAUAAGCAAAUAACGUAUCUUUUACAUAUGUAUCCAAAUAUUUAAUGAUUUUGAAUAAAAUAUUAGAAUAUUAUAUAAAAAAUA
Molecule: messenger RNA, 577 nt
Organism: Apis cerana (Asiatic honeybee)
Lineage: Eukaryota; Metazoa; Arthropoda; Insecta; Hymenoptera; Apidae
Biological process (GO): mitochondrial translation
Cellular component (GO): mitochondrial ribosome; mitochondrion; nucleoplasm
Molecular function (GO): RNA binding
Source: RefSeq, a predicted model, not a curated record